Molecule: messenger RNA, 1020 nt
Organism: Calidris pugnax (ruff)
Lineage: Eukaryota; Metazoa; Chordata; Aves; Charadriiformes; Scolopacidae
Product: UPF0500 protein C1orf216 homolog
Exons: 2
Coding region: 158-961 (267 amino acids)
Source: RefSeq, a predicted model, not a curated record
GCAUAAUGCUGUUGCUGCUCCUGCUCCAGCACAGUGAUGUUUCUGUUCCAGAUUGUGCUGACUCACAUUCAAGAAAACAUGAUACACAGACACAAUGCACUGUAACUCUUUUCCUUUUCCCCAGUAACCUCGAAACUUUCUGUAGCUCAUGCAAUAAAUGGCUGAGACAGUAGGUGUGCUACCAAGAGAUGAAGACAAAAUCCAAAAUAACAGUGAUGACGAAGACCCGUUUCUGAAAUGUGAUGAUGUAGCGGCAUCCCCUGGUUGCUCUGCCAGCCCUUCAUUAGCCAGCCUUAAUGAAGACAAGGGAAGCUCAGCAGUGCCAGAAAGACUGUCUGUCCUCUCCAGCAAGGCCAUGGCCCAGGCAAAAGCCCUGACUGGCCCAGAGAUGGUUAGUGGUGACCAGGCACAGGAGACAGCCUCUGGGUUGGCUGAGCAUCAUCCGACGGCUGUAAAUCCAUCAUUAGGUGGCUCAUCCUACCCUGCAACGGUUGGUAACCUGCAGCCUGUGGGCAUUGCCUCCCCGUGCUCUGAGAGUCCCUACUGUGAUGGCAACUCAAGUUCGAAGGUGUUGCUGGUCCCGUGGGUGCCCGAUGUGGUUGGCGAGCCCCUGCAGGCUGUCGCUGCCCCCCCUGGGAGUGACCCCGGGGGCCGUGAUAUGCCGCAGGUGGGGAGUGGCAUGAAGAGGGAUGCAGCCCCUUGUAGCCUGGACCAGGCAAUUUGGAUGAAGACUGCGAAAGUAGCAGAGAGCUUAGAAAGUAAGAAAAAGGAGGAAAAGGAGAAGUACCGGCUCCAGCUAGCUAUGUACCGACGGCUUCUGCUGCUGCGUUCAAUCAGGAGCUUGCACAAGCAGCUGGAGCAGCAGCAGGCCAGAUUGCAGGAAUGCUACGGCACGGUAAUAAAUACCAAGAAAGAAGUGUUGAAACACAUUUGCUCAACCUCGCCCUCACCUUCGCCGUAAUCGUGUUGCUGCAUGCAGAAAUGAGCUUUGUAAUGCCACCGGAGCCGUCAGUAAGCUUG